UCUGUCCGCAUUUUUUGGUAUAAAGAUUAUAAAAAUUGUGCAUAAUAUCUUAUCACAAUAGAAACAACAAUGAUCUCUACUCUGCCACAAGAAUUGGUAGAAGAGAUACUGUCAAGGGUUCCGGUGAAAUCUCUGAGAAGACUACGAUCUACGUGCAAACGAUGGUACCAUCAAGCAUUAUUCAAAGAUCCAAGAUUCAUCAAGAAGCACUUUGAUAAAACAAGGCAGUACCAUGCUCUCAUGCUGAAUCACAAGGCAUACUCAUUGAGUUCUAUUCUCCAUGGAGCUAACUUCGACGCAGAGACAAUACUUGGUGUAGAUGGACUUAGCCUAGUUGAUCCCCAUGAUAAUGAACUAGUUGAUGUAACUAAAGCCUUUCACUGCGAUGGCAUGUUGCUAUGCACCCACCCCAAGUCAAACAGGCUUGUGGUUUGGAACCCUUUCUCGGGGAAAACAAGAUGGAUCCAACCGCAGAAGCAUUACAAUAGUGCCUAUGCUAUGGGAUACGACAAGAACGAACUGUGCCAUAACUACAAAAUCUUGAGGCUCCCGUGUUACUACGACCACGGGAAACUGGGAUCAUGGAAGAAACUUGAUGCAAAUCUCGAAGGCGACUUAAGAUUUGAAAUCUAUGAGUUUGGCUCUAACUCAUGGAGGAGUGUUGAUGUCAUCACAACACAAGCCUACUUACAACCUGGUGGUGUGUCUUUAAAGGGAGAUACUUAUUGGGUGUUGUCUAAUCAUAAAGGGUUUGACUACUCACUACUCAGUUUUGAUUUUUCAAAAGAAAGAUUGCAACGUCUUUGUGUUCCUACCUCUCAUGAUGAACCAUUUAAUUCUGAUACUAUGGCUCUCUCGGUUGUUAGAGACGAACAUCUUUUGUUGUUAUACCAGAGUAACGAGACAGUGAUGGUGAAUAUAUGGAUAACCGAGGAGAUUGGGCCCACGUUUGUGUCGUGGUGCAUGUUCUUAAAAGUGGAUUUAAAACCUCAUGUCCAUUUUAUUUGGAAUCCCACUAGUUUCUUUAUCAUUGACAUGGAGAAGAAAGUUGUUUUGUGUUGUCAUGGAUCCAGAGAUAUUAGUCAUCGCUCCUGCAUGUUACGGUUGGUUCCUAGUGGCGUAUCACGCUGGUAUUUGCUAACUCGCCCCUGGCAUGUUCCAACAUUGUUCGGUUAUGUUCCAGAAGAGUUAGCAUAGUAGCUUCCUUUGUCAUGUCUUUCAAUUGAUGGAUGAAAAUGUUGUCAUUUCUUUUAAUGUUUCCAUGAUAAUAAAGGUUUAUUGAUUAACAUGUUUUACGAAGAAC
Messenger RNA from Brassica napus (rape), 1303 nucleotides. RefSeq names its product putative F-box protein At3g17560. The record is from RefSeq and is a predicted model, not a curated record. Lineage: Eukaryota; Viridiplantae; Streptophyta; Magnoliopsida; Brassicales; Brassicaceae. Gene Ontology annotation, molecular function: protein binding. The transcript has a single exon. The coding region runs from base 70 to 1197 and encodes 375 amino acids.